AUGGGCAAGCUUAUACGCCUGGAACUAUUUAACUUCAAGUCCUACAAAGGCCAUCAUACGCUCCUUUUUGGAGAUUCCUACUUCACCUCCAUCAUCGGGCCAAAUGGAUCAGGGAAAUCCAAUUCAAUGGAUGCGAUUUCCUUCGUCCUCGGCAUUAAGUCUUCGCACUUACGUUCAGCACACUUGAAAGACCUCGUUUAUCGUGGUCGCGUCCUGAAAACCUCCAAAAUUAACGACGAUGGCUCUGCAGAGACGCAGAACAAUAUCAACACCGCGAUAGCGACAGGCGACGACAAGGCUUCGCGUGGCGAUCCUAAAACUGCCUGGGUCAUGGCGGUGUAUGAAGACGAUGCUGGCGAUGAGCAACGGUGGAAGCGCUCCAUAACCAGUUCUGGAGCCAGCGAGUAUCGCAUCAAUGACAGGGUCGUUACGGCACAGCAAUACAAUGAAGCACUGGAAACGGAGAACAUCCUCAUGAAAGCUCGCAACUUCCUUGUAUUUCAAGGCGAUGUUGAAGCUAUAGCUUCUCAGUCCCCACAGGAUCUUACUCGUCUCAUCGAGCAAAUAUCGGGCAGUCUGGAAUACAAGACUGAGUACGAGAAACUCCUGGCCGAUGCCGAAGAAGCUGCUGAGAAUCAGAACUUCCAGCUACAUCGCCGUCGCGGGAUAAAUUCCGAAAUCAAGCAGUAUCGCGAACAGAAAAAGGAAGCAGACAGUUUUCAGAAGAAAACUGAAGAACGAGAUGCUGCCAUCGUAUCACAUUGUCUGUGGAAGCUCUAUCAUUUCCAGAAAGCCAUGGAUGAGUCCAGUGCUACUAUUCAAGACCAUCAAGAAGACCUGAAGGAACUCAAACGGAAUGUGGAAGCUUUCGAAGUGCAGUUGGAUGAUGCUAGGAGAAGCCAGAAUACUGCUGGUCGAUUAGUGGCUCGAACGGAGAAGGAGAUCAAGCUGAGGGAAAGGAACAUUGAAGACAAAGAGAACGCUCUACUGCCUUUUGAUGAGAAAAUUUAUGAAUCCUCACAACAAGUCGACAAGCUCCAUGCUCAAUGCCAAAGGGUGACAAAGGAGCGAGAUGAACAAGCUGCCAUUGUUGAAAAGGUCCAAAAAGAUAUUGAAAACGUUGAGAAAGCACAGUCCGUGUUCGAGAAAGACACCAGGGAUCAGAUGAAGAAGCAAGGGCGAGAUAUCAGUGACGCAGAUCGAAAGGAAUAUAAUCUCCUUCGUGCAGAGGUCAUGGCUCGAUCGGGGACAAAUCAAGCAAGGUUGGAGAACUUGGACCGACAACGCAAAGCAGACGAGGUUACAGUUAACAAUCUCCGGGGAAAGCUCGACAGCAUCACAGCAGCUAUAGAAAAAGCAGAAGCGGAGCUGCAAACUAUCGGCGAGCGCAGAAGCUCUACCGAGUCGGCAUCCAAGGAAAUUUCCGAGGAAAUCGCAAGGAAGAAGAAGGAAUUCAAUCAAUUGCAAUCUGAACGGGUGCGAACGAACCAGAAAAGGACGGAACUUGAGGAGAAGCUCGAAGACGUUGCCCGAAAGCUGCGUGAAGCCGAUGACGGGCGUCGUCAGAAUGACCGCGAAAUUCGAAUGAAGGAGAUGGUCACAUCAUUAAAGCGCAUGUUCCCCGGUGUGAGAGGCCGCAUCGGAGAUCUGUGCACGCCGAAGCAGAAGAAGUACGACGAGGCUGUGAUUGUCGCACUUGGGAAAGAUUUCGACUCAGUUGUGGUAGAUACCGAGAAGGUUGGCGUAGACUGUGUUCAGUACUUGAAAGAGCAGAGGUUUCCGCCCAUGACCUUCAUCCCUCUGGACAACAUCAAAGUCAACGCCGUAAAUACAGCCAUCAAGGGGCUCUCUGGCGCGAGGCUAACGAUCGACACCAUCAAUUUCGACGCAUCGGUUGAGAGAGCGGUGUCAUAUGCUUGCGGCAGCUCCGUGGUCUGUGACUCCUUAAGCAUUGCAAAGCACAUAUGCUACGACAAGAAGAUACCAGUUAAGGCAGUCACUCUUGAGGGGUAUAUUAUUCAUAAGGCGGGAUUGAUGACUGGCGGCCGUGGCCCCGAGCCCAAGGGUGGCAAGCGGAAAUUUGAGGAGGUCGACGUGCAAAAUCUUCAGCGUAUGGCAACGAAACUGAAAGACGAAAUAGACCGGCUCCCCAAGUCUGAUCGACGCGGAACGCAAGAGGAGUCCCUUCAAAUCGACCUUGCAGGAUUAGAACGGCGUUUGGUCUCAAUCAAAGACGAACUUGCGGCUUUCGGUAAAAACUGGACGAGCAAAAAGCGAGAGCUAGACGGUUUUAAAAAGGAAUUGAGAGACCUGGAACCGAAAUACAAAGAACAAGUGUCGCAGUUGGAAAGUGGCAAUGUCACUGUCAGCGAGUUCAGGGCGGCGAUUGCCCGUGUAGAAGAUGAUGUUUUCGCCAAUUUCUGCCGGAAGCUAGGCUACAGCGAUAUCAGAGCAUACGACGCAUCUCAAGGGAAAUUCGAACAAGAGGUAUCAGAAAGAAGGAACCAGUUUGAGGUACAGAAGCAGCGGUUGGAGAACCGUCUUAAAUGGGAACUUAGCAGGCAUGGAGACACGGAAACGCGGAUUCGACGAAUGCAGGAGCACAUGCGACGUUUGAAGCAAGAUAUCAAGACAUAUUCAAAGGAGAAGGCCGACAUUGAAGAAGCUAUUCGUCAAGAUCAAGAUGAGCUUAACGUGUUGCAAGAUACUCUAGAACAGCAAAAGGCUGAUCUCGCAGACAAGAACCAAAAAGUGAGCGAGGCAAGGACCGAGCUGCAGAAAAGGAGUAAAGAUAUUGAGGCACGGCAGCGUGACAUCAGUACUUUAGAAACAACAGUACAAAAGAAUAGUGCCAGCAAGUCUGCUCUACUGCGGAGAUGUCGGCUUGAACAAAUCCAGAUCCCGCUGGUCGAAGGCACCUUGGACAAUCUUCCGAACGAGGAUGAUCUGCUGCGCCAGGAUCCCGACGCAAUGGAUAUCGAUGAAGAUGAGGAGGACAUGAUGGACAUUGCGCUCGACGACCAUGGCAUCGCCAUCAAUUUCGAGGGCUUGGAUAAUGAUCUGAAAGAGUCCGAUGAUCCAGGAGUCGAGGAAAAGUUGACGGAAAGAAUUUCCCUUCUUGCAUCGGAACUCGAAAAAUUGAACCCGAAUAUGCGAGCUAUGGAACGGCUUGAAAGUGUUGAGUCGAGGUUAAAACAGACAGACCAGGAGUACGAAGACUCUAAGGCAGCCGCACAAGCCGCCAAAGACGCCUUUGCUAAGAUCAAACAAAAACGAUAUGACCUUUUCAACAAAGCUUUCACCCACAUCCAGGAACAAAUAUCUCACGUAUACAAGGAUCUGACACGAUCUGAGGCGUAUCCAUUGGGUGGCCAGGCGUAUCUCGACAUUGAAGAGGACACGGACAUGCCCUACCUCUCCGGGAUCAAGUAUCAUGCUAUGCCGCCACUGAAGCGCUUUAGAGAUAUGGAACACUUAUCCGGUGGAGAGAAAACCAUGGCUGCACUAGCGUUAUUGUUCGCCAUUCACAGCUACCAGCCCAGCCCUUUCUUCGUAUUGGAUGAAGUAGAUGCUGCCCUUGACAAUGCAAAUGUCGACAAGAUCAAGAAAUAUAUCCGCGAGCACGCCGGGCCUGGAAUGCAGUUUAUCGUUAUCAGCCUGAAGACGGGACUUUUCCAAGAUUCAGAAAGUCUCGUCGGCGUAUACCGAGACCAGGAGGUCAAUAGUUCCAGAACUUUGACCUUGGAUCUGAGAAAGUAUGCCUGA
Metarhizium album ARSEF 1941 is the source of this 3765-nucleotide messenger RNA. RefSeq names its product RecF/RecN/SMC. Bases 1 to 3765 code for a protein of 1254 amino acids. Gene Ontology annotation, cellular component: cohesin complex; chromosome; nucleus. Lineage: Eukaryota; Fungi; Ascomycota; Sordariomycetes; Hypocreales; Clavicipitaceae. The record is from RefSeq and is a predicted model, not a curated record. Gene Ontology annotation, molecular function: protein binding; ATP hydrolysis activity; DNA binding. Gene Ontology annotation, biological process: sister chromatid cohesion. The transcript is spliced from 5 exons.